Messenger RNA from Plenodomus lingam JN3, 1011 nucleotides. RefSeq lists its product as uncharacterized. Lineage: Eukaryota; Fungi; Ascomycota; Dothideomycetes; Pleosporales; Leptosphaeriaceae. Gene Ontology annotation, biological process: peroxisome fission. Gene Ontology annotation, cellular component: peroxisomal membrane. The record is from RefSeq and is a predicted model, not a curated record.
AUGUCCGACGAUAACAUCACAUCCGCGUCCGUGGUAGAGGAAAAGGAGGAGGAGCACGAGGAGACCAAGGUCGAGCACGAGGACUUGCAGGAGCUGGUCGAUGACAUAGCCGACGCCGCGCCCUCUGUCUCGCCCAGUCGUCUGAAGCCGAGCAAGAAUGGCGUGGUAGCGGCUCUCAAAAAGGUGGAUGAGACCAUCUUGCGAAUCAACAAGCUCCUAGCCUCUCCAGGCGGCCUCUCCGCAUUCCUCUCCACCUUCAACUACUCGCUCUACAUCCUCGCCUACCUCCAAGCCAAAUCGCCCGCCCUCUCGAGCUUUGCCCGAAGGCUCCUCGCCCUGGUCCGCCGCACGACCGACAACACAAAGCUUUCGGCGGCGAGCCUCGGCAACCAUGGCGGCGACGUGCCCCCCGUGGCCGCCCUCGCCGUCCUCAUCUCCAAGGCGCGCACGACGUUGCGCCUGUUUGGCCUCUUCCCGCUCUACACCUGGUUACGCACAUUGGCGGCAGGACCCAAGCCCGGCGCCGACGGAGUGCUGCACAAGCUUGCGCUGCUGCAAGCUAGCAGCUACUUCACCUACCAGGUGCUCGAAAACAUCUCGCUCCUUGCAGACUCGGGUGUCGUAUCCCCCUCGACCGUGGCAGCGAUCAACCGCGGCGACUCAAAAACGGCUCGUCUCUACCUGUGGGCCUACCGCGCAUGGCUGGGCGGCGUUUCGUGCGACUUCUUGCGCCUUGCGCGUGAGUGGCAGCUCGAGAGCCAUAGGAGGUCCGUCAGGGCGCAAAUGGUCGGCGAGGGCAAGGCCAUUGCCGAAUACCAGGACGAAGAGGACGCCAAGUUCGACUCUAGGUGGUGGACCGAUCUCAUGAUUGCGAGCGCAUGGUUGCCCAUGGCUCUUCAUUUCAGUAGCGCCACGGGUGGCAUCCCUGGUUGGAAUCUGGGCUGGAUGGGCUUGUGUGGUCUGGUUGCAGGGAGCACGAGGGUCAAGGCACUGUGGGCAAGCACUGCCUAG